AUGGAGCCCAUCGGAACAAACAUCCACCUCCACAUUCCACCCACACCCCCAACAUCGCUUAUAAUCCUGUGCACUUGGCUCGGCGGCGCAUCGCCCCGACGCAUAGCCAAAUACACCGAUGGCUAUGCCAGCCAUUUCCCCAGCGCCGCAAUCCUGCUAAUCACCACCACUCUGUCCGAUAUCACGCUUCGCUCGUUCAGUGCGAUCCGGGACCGUCUGGCUCCUGCGCGGGAGAAAAUCGCCCAGUUCAUCCAUCCCAGCUCCGACCCUGGCUCCGGCUCACCCAUUCCAGUCCUGCUGCAUAUUUUCUCCCAUGGUGGGAGUAACACAGCGACUCAGCUCGUUCAAUCAAUCAAAGCACACGAUCCCGCUGCACAUAGAGCCUUCAUCUCGGCCCUGAAACUGGUUAUAUUCGACUGCUGCCCAGGAGACAGCUCGCUUCUACGAAGUUACAAUGCUGCCGCUGUCUCCUUGCCUUCACCGACUGAACAGCCCAUCGCGCAUUUCUUGGGAAAGUCCGUGCUCUACCCGGCCAUUGGGACGAUUUCGGCCUUGCAGGCGGUGGGUGCGAUGCGCAGUGUCGAGGAUUUAAGGACGGAGUUGAAUGAUCCCGGUUUAUUUGGUGCGUCUGCGCGACGGUUUUAUCUGUAUUCGCGGGAGGAUGAGAUGGUGCGAUGGCAGGAUGUGGAGCGGCAUCUGCAUGAAGGGCGGGAGAAGGGGUUUGUGGCUGAAGGGGUUCGGUUUGAGACCGGACCGCACUGUGCGCUUGCCAUGGUUGAUGAGGAUCGGUAUUGGACUUCGGUUCAGCGGGCGUGGGAGGGGAAAAUACUUAGUCGCUUGUAA
Aspergillus puulaauensis is the source of this 843-nucleotide messenger RNA. Its product is annotated as TMEM53 family protein. The transcript has a single exon. The coding region runs from base 1 to 843 and encodes 280 amino acids. The record is from RefSeq and is a predicted model, not a curated record. Lineage: Eukaryota; Fungi; Ascomycota; Eurotiomycetes; Eurotiales; Aspergillaceae.